Messenger RNA from Rhopalosiphum maidis (corn leaf aphid), 1484 nucleotides. Its product is annotated as protein charybde-like. Gene Ontology annotation, cellular component: cytoplasm. NCBI's taxonomy places the organism in Eukaryota, Metazoa, Arthropoda, Insecta, Hemiptera, Aphididae. The transcript is spliced from 4 exons. Bases 387 to 878 code for a protein of 163 amino acids. The record is from RefSeq and is a predicted model, not a curated record. Gene Ontology annotation, biological process: negative regulation of signal transduction; regulation of TOR signaling; apoptotic process.
ACUCACCAGUACAGUCGUCAGUCCGCACACCACAGCCGCACGUAGUGUUUCGUUGCCGUCGUCGUUGUUACCGUCGUCAGUCAGUCGAUUAGCUGCCGCGGUCAGAUUCGGUUCACUCCUUAGCUGCACGAACUCCGAUCGAGCAUAACGUUUACACGCAUCACGCCAGUGUGUGACAGGCGCUUUUUUAUUAUUCAUCCGUUGUCGCGUCUUACGAGCGAUUAUAUAAUAUUCGUCGUCGGCCGAAAUAGUAUUUUCGGUUUUUUGAGAAGAAUAUUCUGAAUACAGUAUAUUUUCUUUAAAACCUUUACCGAAAAUCAGUCAACAUUUCUUUCUCUACUUCAUUCGUCAUUACAAUAGAUAGGCGCGAAAAAAUUCCGAAAAAAAUGGAAGUCGUACCUCCGUACUACAUACAACCGUCGUACCCGGUCCAUUCCACUCUCGGAAUCUUGAAAUUGGAGGACAUCGAGUCGGAAACCAGUGCGUUUAUGGCAUUACACCAACGACUCGAAGAAGAACUUCGGGCCGCCAAACGUGCGCAACUGUCGUGCGGCGAAGUUCUAUUGCCGCCUGACUUACUACACCGAAUAGCUCAUGAUGUUCUCAAAAUGGCCGAAAGCGAACCCUGUGGUCUCAGAGGAUGCACUUUGUACCUGAAUUUCGAAGGUGAACAAGAAUGCCGGAAAAUCGGCACGAUCAAAUGCGACACCAAUACAGUGUCCACUUUUGAGUUGUUCCUCACUCUCAAACAAAACCCUAGAAAUGCGUGGUCACUCAUUCCACUAUUCAUUAGGAAUUUUACAAGCGGCGGCACUAUAGUGAUCGAUCACGAAUUCACAAUAGAAAAACGGAAGCUGUAUAGGUCUUUUUUAGAAUAAAGAGCGCCGGAUGUCCGGCGCUGCCGAACGCCAAAUCCUCCACCUCCUUCUCAUUAUCAGUAUCUCAUCAAAACACCAUCACCACCACAACUAAAAAUCCAACCAUAACUAGUACGACCGAUAGUACUCGUAUCACUAAUAGCACCGCCGUCGCCGUGAUUGAGAGAGAGCCAAGACUGAUCCCCUCGGAACAGCCUGUGCGUUACAAGACGAAAAACACUCGUAUCAACCAGUAGCGGUCUUUGUCGUCGUCGAUUAUCAUCAAGUAACAAAAAAACCCCAAUUUAUAAUAUUAUAACAUAUACGUGUAAUAAUAUAUUGGUCUCGUGAGUGUGUGGAAGUGAAUAUUUAUAUAUAUUAAAUAAGUAAAACUAAGAAGAUAAAAUAAACUAGCAUACGGCAUGAUUGUUUCGUACGUUAUAAAUCGUGUGCAUAAGUUAAAAAAAAAUCGAUUGUGAUCAUUUCUUUAUGUUACGUUUAGUUUUUUGUUCUCGUUAUUAUUUUUGUCGAUACAUUUAUACAUUGGAUUAUAUUUAUAUUAUAUAUAUAUUAUAUAUGUCGCCAGAUUAUAAUAUGAUUAUUAUUAAUAUUUUUUUUCCUUUUUUA